This is a messenger RNA of Penicillium expansum, 1191 nucleotides long. Its product is annotated as Winged helix-turn-helix transcription repressor DNA-binding. The record is from RefSeq and is a predicted model, not a curated record. The transcript has 2 exons. The coding region runs from base 1 to 1191 and encodes 396 amino acids. Lineage: Eukaryota; Fungi; Ascomycota; Eurotiomycetes; Eurotiales; Aspergillaceae. Gene Ontology annotation, molecular function: O-methyltransferase activity.
AUGAAUCCCUUCUCAAUCCUCAAGCAACUUGCCUCCACGGGAAAAGCAUUCAAAGACAAUGAACCUGGAUCACGAGAAGUGCUCAUCGCACAGAGCCGCGCGCUCGUGGCCGCACUCGAAAUCCCAAGUGAAUUCAUCCAGCGCACUUUCUGGGCAGAGCCCGCUCAGUCCGCCAUAAUCCGGCUCGCCGUAGACGUGCGCCUAUUCCAACAUCUCCAAGAAGCAUCCCCAGCAGGCCUCAGCCCCAAAUCUCUAUCCGAGAAAACAGGCGUGGAAGGUAACCUCCUGAUCCGUCUUGCGCGACACUUAGUCGCCAUGAACGUGCUAGCCUUCUACUCAGGUGCGUUCCACGGCACAACCUUGAGCAACGGCCUCAUCGAGGAACGAUACCAACAUAGUAUCGUAUUCUGCUAUGACACCACACGGCCAUCGCUUAACGGGAUUCCGGAAUACUUCAAGAAAAGUGCGUACCGGUCCCCGAAGCUGGGCGGUAUGGAUGGACCCUUUCAAUACGCACAUGGGACGGAUCUACGGUUCUUUGACUGGGUUGUUGCCACGCCGCCGCAGCUGCGGCAUUUUAAUUCGUUUAUGAGUGCCUACCGUGCUGGGAAGGCGAGUUGGUUUGAGGAGGGGUUUUACCCUGUUUUACAGCGGCUGAUUUGCGGGUUUGAUGCUAAGAUUGGUGAGGCUUUGUUGGUUGAUGUUGGUGGUGGGCGUGGUCAUGAUGUUGCUGCUUUUGUGGCAAUGUAUGGAAAUCUGCCUGGAAAGGUUGUGCUUCAGGACCGUGGGGCUGUUAUUUCGAGUAUUUUGGAAUGUGCUGGGGGGAGGGCGUUUGAGGUGCAGGGUUAUGAUUUCUUCACGCCGCAGCCUGUGAAGGGAGCGAGGGCUUAUUUUUUGCAUUCUAUUUUGCAUGAUUGGUGUGACGAGGAUGGUGUGCGAAUUUUGAAGAAUCUGGUGCCUGCUUUGGUUAGGGGGUAUUCACGGGUUCUCUUUAAUGAGAUUGUUAUUAGUGAAGAGAAGCUGACGCUGGCGGCGACGAGUAUGGAUUUGAUGAUGCUGUCGCAUUUUUCGGUCAGGGAGAGGACGGAGGAGGAGUGGAGGGGGAUUUUGAAGAGAGUAGGGUUGAGGGUUGUGAGGAUUUAUACGUAUCCUGGUGUUGCGGAAAGUCUGAUUGAGGCUGAGUUGGCAUAA